Messenger RNA from Miniopterus natalensis, 831 nucleotides. RefSeq names its product secretagogin, EF-hand calcium binding protein (gene SCGN). Lineage: Eukaryota; Metazoa; Chordata; Mammalia; Chiroptera; Miniopteridae. Gene Ontology annotation, molecular function: calcium ion binding. Gene Ontology annotation, biological process: regulation of presynaptic cytosolic calcium ion concentration; regulation of long-term synaptic potentiation. The record is from RefSeq and is a predicted model, not a curated record. Gene Ontology annotation, cellular component: nucleus; terminal bouton; synapse.
AUGGACAGUGCCAGCGGGGCCGCCCCGGGCACCUGGGACGCAGCCGGCUUCUGGCAGGUGUGGCAGCUCCUGGACCCUGAAGAAAGAGGUUACCUAGAAGAAAAGGAGCUGGAUGCUUUCUUUCAACAGAUGUUGACAAAAUUGGGUACCGAUGAGGCGGUCAUUCACGAAAACGUGCGGAAGGCGAAACAGCAGCUUAUGGCCGCCCACGGCGUCCCUGGGGGUGGUCGCAUCCGGAUGGAACAGCUGGCCAGCGCGCUCUUGCCCGAGGAUGAAAACUUCCUUCUGCUCUUCCGCUGGGAGAGCCCCUUGGACAGCAGUGUGGAGUUCAUGCAGGUCUGGCGCAGAUACGACGCAGACAGCAGCGGCUUCAUUUUGGCGGCCGAGCUCCGGAACUUCCUCCGAGACCUGUUCCUCCACCAGAAGAGGGGCGUCCCCGAGGCUAAGCUGGAGGAAUACGCGGGCGCCCUGAUGAAGAUCUUUGACAAAAACAAAGAUGGUCAGCUGGAUCUCAAUGACCUGGCCAGGAUUCUGGCUCUUCAGGAAAACUUUCUUCUCCAGUUUAAAAUGGAUGCUUGUUCCACUGAAGAGAGAAGGAGGGACUUUGAGAAAAUCUUUGCUCACUAUGACGUGAGUAAAACUGGAGUCCUCGAAGGCGCCGAGGUGGACGGGUUUGUGAAAGACAUGAUGGAGCUUGUCCAGCCCAGCGUCCGUGGGGCCGACCUCGACAAGUUCCGGGAGAUUCUUUUACGUCACUGCGACGUGAACCAGGAUGGGAAGAUCCAGAAAUCUGAGCUGGCUUUGUGUCUCGGGCUGAAAAUCAGCCCGUAG